CAAUGUGUUGGCCAUGCCAAUAUGGUAUAUUUCAUCCGUCUCUUGUUCCACCUCGCCUUUGCUUGCUGCUUAGCAAGCAUCUUCAACGUGCCUUACGCAUUCCACUUGAUUUACUACGACUGGUCCCCAUGGCAGUGGAUAUUCUGCGUUCUCAAUCCUGUGCCCUUCAUCUUAAUCGGUUGGAUUUCCAUCAGUCAGUUUUUCUUCUGCCUUAUGACCUCCUUGUGUGUCAUCCUCGGCCCCACAAUGUUCAUUCUUUUCCUCUAUCAUCUGCGUCAGAUUUUGCGGAAUCAGACAAGCGUAGAGGCACUCAUCUCGAAGGCGCAGAAUCCUACCCAAAUCCUCUAUGAGGAGCACGAUUUGAAGCCCCUGAAUUAUGAUUGUGGAUGGAGGGCUAACUUGGAACAAGUAAUGGGGAAGCGAUGGCUUCUGGGAUUUCUUUUUCCCUGUCUUCCUGUGAUGCGAUCUACGGACGGUCUAAGUUUUCCUUUCUCAGAUGCAUAG
This is a messenger RNA of Hydatigera taeniaeformis, 504 nucleotides long. Lineage: Eukaryota; Metazoa; Platyhelminthes; Cestoda; Cyclophyllidea; Taeniidae. The record is from the annotation of a GenBank genome assembly.